UGCUGGCCUUGUCUGCCCUGCUGCUGUGGCCCGCAAUGACCCAGGAUUCUGAGGAACCCAAUGUUCGUUGUGGAGCAUGCAGGGCCCUGAUGGAUGAGGUGGAAUAUGACAUCACCAAGGCUCGACAGAAGAAAACCAAGGUGGGCUCCUACCGCAUCAGGCCUGAUGGGACACAGGAGAGGAAAAAGGUUCCCCUGGCCCAGUCCGAGGCGUUUCUCGUCGACCUUUUGGAUAAAGUGUGUCUGCGAAUGAACGAUUACCAGCUGGAGGACGACCCAGUGACCAAGCAGAAGUAUUUCAGGAGAUACGCUCCGAGAAAGGGAGACAAAAUAUACAAAGAAUAUAAAAAGUUCUUCUUUUAUUCCGAUGCCUUCAAACCUUUGAGAUUCGCGUGCGAAGCCAUCAUCGAAAAGUAUGAGGAUGAGAUCUUCGCACUUAUCACCCAGGAGGCGACCCAUCUAGCUGACAUGCUGUGCAGUGAAAAAUCAGAUCUAUGCGGCACUCCUAUCAAUCAUCCUGAACCCUAAGAGUGAGGAGUGGAGUCACGGCCCCAAAGGUCGCUGCGUGCCUCCAUUCCUGUGUCUGCCCUGAUAAGGAGGUUCAUCUCCCGUCCGCUGUACUUGUCUCAUGCGUGAUAUUGGUUUGAAAAUCUCUUGUUUGGCAUCGUGACAAGCCCCAAAUCUUCUUUUAGGUGAAGAGAGGUUUCUCAAACUGAACACCCCUUUGCAAAUUUGGAUGGAAGCUGGCUUGGCAAUAGAGCAUUAAGUUUGGCCGUGGGAAAAGGGUGAAGCCAUUUCUUUAAGUCAGUAGGGGUUUCAAGGGUGGGUAGAGUGUUUCAUAGAAAGUGUGUCUGACGUGUCCACACACAUGGUUUCCUGUUCGGGAAGAACUCAAUUUGACUUCUCAAAUACUCGGUCAGUUACAAUUCAAGGCAUUUAGGUGCAGGUUAUUCUGGAAGGUUCUGUGUAGUGCAUGUAAAGCCCCCCCCGCCCCAGUCAGGAAUGGGGCUUACAGAUCUGGGAACUCCUAUAUCUUAGACCUUCAGCCCUAAGAUUCAGAACAGAUGAAUGGCCAUCUCACACCGACAUCACAGCAGUCUCCUAACCCAGCUCUGAGUUCAGAUGUUUCGGAAGGUUAUCGCACACUGGGUUGGGAAAGAUAUGGCACCGAACACAUUUGUGUCUUGCUUGAAGCUCUCUAGGUUUGUUUUCCCCUCAGUGAUCACAGUGUGUAGGUUUUUAUUUAUGUAUUUAUUUUUGGAUGUAGAGGGAAAUUCACCUUUCCUACACUUAGUGUAUCGAAAUUCGGUAACAGCUUCUCCUGGGUGUUCUCAUUGUCUCUGCUAAAUUUGCAUUCAGUGGAAUUGAACCUUAAUUAUUCAGCAUGUGUGGGUACAGGUUACACCUGUUUAAUUAAAGAAAUUUUCAUCAUUGUCAGUGAAACUUGCAUGG
Messenger RNA from Meriones unguiculatus (Mongolian gerbil), 1451 nucleotides. It is a transcript of the gene Cnpy1, whose product is annotated as canopy FGF signaling regulator 1. NCBI's taxonomy places the organism in Eukaryota, Metazoa, Chordata, Mammalia, Rodentia, Muridae. Gene Ontology annotation, cellular component: endoplasmic reticulum. The record is from RefSeq and is a predicted model, not a curated record. The transcript is spliced from 5 exons. Bases 36 to 527 code for a protein of 163 amino acids.